UUUUCACCUGCAACAGUUGCACUGAUAUUGUUUCAAUGAAUCUUGUAAGGUUUAUGAACAAUCGAGCACCAGCUAAUAAGAGGUAUCAGCCGACAGAUUAUGAGCACGCAGCUAACUGUGCCACACAUGCACUCUGGAUCCUUCCAAGCAUCGUUGGUGGAGUUUUGCUGUACUUCCUGUCUGAUGAUCACUGGGAGGAGAUUGCAGCGUGGCUGUAUGGCGCCGGACUGUCAAGCCUUUUUAUUAUUUCCACAGCCUUCCACACCAUCACCUGGAAGAAAAGCCAUCUCCGAUCAGUCGAGCACUGUUUUCACAUGUGUGACCGGAUGGUGAUCUAUUUCUUCAUUGCUGCAUCCUACACACCCUGGCUGACGUUAAGAGAACUUGGUCCAUGGGCUGCUCACAUGCGCUGGGUGGUCUGGGUGAUGGCAUCUGGAGGAACAGCAUACGUCUUCUUUUUCCAUGAGAAGUAUAAAGUAGUCGAGCUGGUCUGCUACACGUCAGUGGGAGUGUUUCCAUCCAUGGUUAUUCUUUCUAUGGCCGACAGGUCGGGUCUGUGCGAGCUGUUGGUUGGUGGUGGGUGUUACGUGUUGGGGAUGGUGUUCUUUAAAAGUGAUGGAGUGGUGCCAUUCGCACAUGCCAUAUGGCACCUGUUUGUCGCCAUGGGGGCGGGCAUCCAUUACUACGCUAUCUGGAAGUACCUGUACACACCUGGCAAUCAACAGACCAGCACCGCCCGGUGA
Trichomycterus rosablanca is the source of this 743-nucleotide messenger RNA. RefSeq names its product monocyte to macrophage differentiation factor 2. The transcript has 7 exons. The record is from RefSeq and is a predicted model, not a curated record. Gene Ontology annotation, cellular component: membrane. Bases 36 to 743 code for a protein of 235 amino acids. Gene Ontology annotation, molecular function: pore-forming activity. NCBI's taxonomy places the organism in Eukaryota, Metazoa, Chordata, Actinopteri, Siluriformes, Trichomycteridae.